AUGGAAGAUUACGAGAAGAAUAUGUUGCCAAGAGACCUUCAGACGAUCCUCGCUCCUCUCACCACCGUCGGCAACCUUCCCUUCCGUCGCCUCUGCAAGCUCCAGGGAUGCGACAUCACGGUCGGGGAGAUGGCGUUAGCAUCCAAGAUUGUUGAGGGCAACGGGGGGGAGUGGGCCUUGUUCAGAAGGCACGUCAGCGAAGACGUCUUUGGCAUCCAGAUCGCGGGAGGAUGGCCGGACGUGGUUGCCAAGUGUGCAGAGCUCUUUGAGAGAGAGUGCUCAGCCGACUUCUUCGACCUGAACUGCGGCUGUCCUCUCGACGGGAUCUGCGGGAAGGGGAUGGGUGCUGAGCUGUUGGAGAAGCCGCAGCGGCUGCAAGAGAUCGUCACCAUCGCUUCCAGGACGACUUCUCUCCCCAUGACGGUGAAGAUUCGUGUCGGGCAGCACGAAGACCCCAGCAGGAGGAACGCGCAUCUCCUCGUCCCACGACUCGCCGACUGGGGCGCAUCUGCAGUCACCAUUCAUGGAAGGAGCCGCCAGCAGCGAUAUUCCCGUCUUGCAAAUUGGGAAUACAUAGAAGAGCGACCAGUGAUCGGCAACGGAGACGUGCUUUCCUGGGAGGACUACGAGCAGCAUCUGCAGGGCGGGAAGGUUCAGACCUGCAUGAUAGGACGAGGAGCGCUCAUCAAGCCUUGGAUCUUCAAGGAGGUCAAGGAGCGCAAGUAUUGGGACAUCAGAAGCAGCGAGCGGCUCGAGAUGAUGAAGGACUUCGUUCGCUUCGGCCUCGACCACUGGGGAAGCGACAGUGUGGGAGUGGAGAAGACGAGGUCCUUCUUCCUGGAGUGGCAGGCCUGGCACUGCCGCUACAUCCCUGUGGGUCUCCUGGAGAUCCUGCCGCCAGUGAUCAACCAUCGCAACCCUGGAUUCACAGGGCGCGACGAGCUAGAAACGAAACUCGCAAGCACGCAAGCUGACGACUGGAUCAAGCUCUCCGAGAUGUUCCUCGGACCGGCUCCCCCAGACCUCAAGUAA
Messenger RNA from Guillardia theta CCMP2712, 1032 nucleotides. RefSeq lists its product as hypothetical. Bases 1 to 1032 code for a protein of 343 amino acids. The record is from RefSeq and is a predicted model, not a curated record. Gene Ontology annotation, molecular function: tRNA dihydrouridine synthase activity; RNA binding. NCBI's taxonomy places the organism in Eukaryota, Cryptophyceae, Pyrenomonadales, Geminigeraceae. The transcript has 18 exons.